AUGAGUUCGUGGAAACAAUUAAGCAGGCUCGUCAAUGGUGUGUCGCUUGUAGCCAAGGAGAUCUGCAAUCAGUCUCCGGAGCUGCAGAGAGCGGCGAAAGGAGAUCUCGAAGGCUUAAUCACGUCUUCCGGGAAAAAAGCUUUGGUAGCCGCCACCGACUUGGUCGGACUCACCUCCGGGAAGCUUCGCGAGCUCUCGAAACGCAGAUCCAAGGAACCAUCCGUCGUGUAUUUCGACGAUGAGAAGGACAAGGACGGCGUCGUAUUGGCUGAUUCCACCGUCGCGCCUGAGAUUAGAUCUACCUCCGUCGUGAGCGAUUGUGUUAAUGAAGAAUUUGUUGAUUCGCAGAUCGUGAUAAGUACGUCCAUCGAUGAAGCUAAGAUUUCAAAUAGAGAAGGCGAGGCAAAGGUUUCAGUGGAUGAAGUCGGCGAGAGUAUUGGAGUUAGAGCUGCCGAAUCAGGUGAGGCAGCAAUAGCAUCAACUCCGUCGGAGGUAGCUCCGGUGAAGAGACGGAGACCUAGAGAGAGGAAGGUUCCAUCAACUCCAUUUGCAAGAGCUUAUGGGUUUUUCAAUUUGGGAGCUGGUCUUGCUUGGGGAGCUAUGAAGGAAUCAACGUAUAGGAUUGUGAAUGGGACGCCAAACACACAAGACAACCAACCUGCGCUCUCCUCUAUACUGUCUCAGGAGAAUGCAGAGAGAUUGGCUCUGGGAUUGUGUGAAAUGCGUGGAGCUGCUCUUAAAAUCGGCCAAAUGUUGAGUAUCCAAGACGAGUCUCUAGUUCCCGCUCCGAUCUUGAAGGCUCUGGAAUUGGUGCGUCAAGGUGCUGAUGUGAUGCCGAGAAGCCAACUGAAUCCAGUUCUGGAUGCUGAAUUAGGUCCAAAUUGGCAAUCAAAGCUGACCAGUUUUGAUUAUGAACCCUUGGCAGCAGCGAGUAUUGGUCAGGUGCACAGAGCUGUUACUAAAGAUGGAUUAGAAGUCGCAAUGAAGAUUCAGUACCCUGGCGUUGCUGACAGCAUCGAGAGUGAUAUCGAAAAUGUCAGACGCUUGUUGAAUUACACAAAUCUUAUUCCAAAGGGACUCUUUCUCGACAGAGCUGUUAAGGUUGCAAAAGAAGAGUUGGCACGAGAGUGUGACUAUGAAAUAGAAGCAGUGAGUCAAAUGCUCUUUCGUGAUUUGCUCUCAGACACUCCAGGGUUCUACGUUCCUCGUGUCAUAGACGAGGUCUCAAGCAAAAAAAUUCUAACCACAGAACUUAUCUCUGGGAUCCCAAUCGAUAAAGUGGCAUUGUUAGACCAAGAAACGCGAGACUACGUUGGGAGGAAGAUGCUCGAGCUCACGUUGAAGGAGCUCUUCGUCUUCCGCUUCAUGCAGACAGAUCCAAACUGGGGCAACUUCUUAUACGAUGACACCACAAGAACAAUCAACCUCAUCGAUUUCGGAGCAGCUCGUGAUUACCCCAAGAAGUUCGUCGAUGACUAUCUACGAAUGGUGAUGGCAUGUGCGGAGAAAGACAGUAAAGGAGUGAUUGAAAUGUCGAGGAGGCUCGGGUUCUUAACCGGAGAUGAAUCAGACGUGAUGCUUGACGCUCAUGUCCAAGCCGGUUUCAUCGUUGGUCUACCGUUUGCGGAACCUGGUGGCUAUGCUUUCAGAACCAACAACAUUACUUCUAGCGUUUCCAAUUUAGGAGCAACCAUGUUGAAACAUAGACUCACGCCACCGCCUGAUGAAGCUUAUAGUCUUCACCGUAAACUGUCCGGUGCUUUCUUGGCUUGUAUCAAGCUUGGAGCCACCGUUCCUUGCCGUGAUCUAUUGUUACAAGUUUAUGAGAAGUAUCAGUUUGAUGAUGAGCCACAAGAUCCGGUGGUCGCUUCUACAAGAUCCGUUUCUUCGUAG
Microthlaspi erraticum is the source of this 1893-nucleotide messenger RNA. Lineage: Eukaryota; Viridiplantae; Streptophyta; Magnoliopsida; Brassicales; Brassicaceae. The record is from the annotation of a GenBank genome assembly.